Puntigrus tetrazona (Sumatra barb) is the source of this 3604-nucleotide messenger RNA. RefSeq names its product arf-GAP with coiled-coil, ANK repeat and PH domain-containing protein 2. Bases 307 to 2736 code for a protein of 809 amino acids. The transcript has 24 exons. The record is from RefSeq and is a predicted model, not a curated record. Lineage: Eukaryota; Metazoa; Chordata; Actinopteri; Cypriniformes; Cyprinidae. Gene Ontology annotation, cellular component: cytoplasm. Gene Ontology annotation, molecular function: protein binding; GTPase activator activity.
CCGUUCUCCGGGACGAAAGUCGUGGCCGAAAUGCAGUCUAGAUAGGAAGGGCGCUUGGAUUUGAGACACGGCCUCAUUUACGCUCACCAGAUCGGUCCACUCGCUAAUGCCGGAGGAGCUACAGCUCUUAAAAAUCAUUUCUACAGCUUCACGUCCGUCUGACAGGAGCGGAUCGGAAUCGUACGCGGAGUUUGUUUGGGAUUCCGGAGUGAUCAGAGCUGAAGUUCGAGCUUCUCGUGUCUUUUACGGGAGCUAAUGCUAGCCUGUUAGCUCUUAAUCUGCGUUUAUUAACCUGAUCGAGCCGAGAUGAAGAUUACUGUGGAUUUCGAGGAAUGUCUCAAGGAUUCUCCCAGAUUCAGGGCGACCGUCGAAGAGGCGGAGGGCGACGUCUGUGAGCUCGAGUCCAAACUAGACAAGCUGGUGAAGCUCUGCAUUGGGAUGAUAGAUGCUGGAAAGGCGUACAACACGGCCAACAGGCAGUUCGUGAACGGGAUUCGGGAACUGGCGCAGCAGUCUGCCAAAGACGAUGUCAUCGAGUCCAGUCUGAACAAGUUUGCAGAGAAUCUUCAAGAGAUGAUCAACUAUCACACAAUUUUAUUCGACCAAGCACAACGAUCAAUCAAAUCCCAACUGCAGACAUUCAUUCGAGAGGACCUUCGGAAAUUCAAAGAAGCUAAGAAGCAAUUCGACAAAGUGAGCGAGGAGAAAGAAGCAGCGCUGUCCAAAAAUGCCCAGGCUCCUCGGAACAAGCAGCACGAGGUGGAGGAGGCCACCAACAUCCUCAACGCCACGCGCAAGUGCUUCCGCCACAUCGUCCUGGACUACGUCCUUCAGAUUAAUGUGCUGCAGUCCAAGAGACGAUCAGAAAUCCUCAAAUCGAUGCUGUCUUUCAUGUACGCCCACCUGACCUUCUUCCAUCAAGGUUAUGAUCUGUUCAGUGAACUACAACCCCUCAUGAAACAGCUGACCGGACAGCUGGAUCAGCUGGUGAUCGACUCCGCAAAAGAGAGGAAAGAUAUGGAGAUGAAACACUCGACUAUUCAGCAGAAGCAGCUGUUAACCUGCUCUCUCUUCUUUUCUGACUGUUCAUAUGAGGCCGUGCUGCAGGACUUCUCAAAUGACGACACCAAGCUGGAGUACAAUGUGGACUCGGAGAACGGGAUCGUCAUGGAGGGAUACCUCUUCAAGAGGGCCAGCAAUGCCUUUAAAACCUGGAACAGGCGGUGGUUCUCGAUUCAGAACAAUCAGCUAGUUUACCAAAAGAAAUUUAAGGAUAACCCUACGGUUGUGGUGGAGGACUUGAGGUUAUGCACCGUCAAACACUGCGAGGACAUCGAGCGCCGAUUCUGCUUCGAAGUGGUUUCUCCAACGAAGAGCUGUAUGAUGCAAGCGGACUCCGAAAAGCUCCGGCAGGCCUGGAUCAAAGCCGUCCAAAACAGCAUCGCCACAGCCUUCAGAGACAAGGCAGAGGACGCCGAGAAGAUGGACAGGAAGUCGUCCACGUCGACGGGCAGCCUGGACUCGGCCGGCGAGGUGAAGGAGAAGAGUCUGAAGGGUGAGAGCGCGCUGCAGAGGGUCAUGGCCAUCGGCGGAAACGGCGUCUGCUGCGACUGCGGUCAGCCGGAGCCGCGCUGGGCCAGCAUCAACCUGGGCAUCACGCUCUGCAUCCAGUGCUCGGGCAUUCACAGGAGUCUUGGCGUGCAUUUCUCGAAGGUCAGGUCUCUGACGCUGGACACGUGGGAGCCUGAGCUGCUCAAGCUGAUGUGUGAGCUGGGAAAUGGUGUCAUAAAUCAGAUCUACGAGGCUCGACGGGAAGAGUUAGGAGCCAGGAAACCACAACCAGGAGAUCCCAGGCACGAGGUGGAGGCCUACAUCAAAGCCAAGUACGUGGAGCGCAGGUUUGUAGAAAGACGCUCUGAAGAGCAGAUCAGACAGAAGGUCUUCUCCCUGAGUCUCAGCGGCGGCGGCUGCUCGGACCCCCGAGCCGCGAGAGGACCCCCGCUGCCUGCAGCGUCUACGUCUUCCUCGGCCAACCACGAGCCUCUCUUCUGUGUAGAUGAGCUUGAUUCCCUCUUCUCCUACUUUAACUCCUCCGCCAAGCCCUGCUGUCUGAAAAGCCCGGACGGUGAUGUGCAGAAGCUGUCAGACGGGAGCCGAGAGAACGACGCGGGUCAGUCUCCUCGGGAGCAGUGCUCGGGGUCCACUCUGGGCCCCGCUCUGGGGCCGUCCUGCGAGCCGGGCCUGCAGCUGUACUGGGCCUCGUUCUGCCGCAGCCUGCCGGACAUGGCCGAGGCGCUCGCUCACGGAGCAGCCGUCAACUGGAGCAACACCGACGAGCAGAACAGGACGCCCCUCAUCAUGGCCGUUCACGGGGGCUCUCUGGUCACCUGUGAGUUCCUGCUCCAGAAUUCAGCCGGCGUCAAUCAGCAGGACGAUCUGGGCCGAGGACCUCUUCAUCACGCCACCAUCCUGGGUCACACCGGGCAAGUGUGUUUAUUUCUAAAACGGGGAGCCAAUCAGAACGCGGCGGACGUGGAGAGCCAAACGCCGCUUUCGAUCGCGGUCGAGGCAGCGGACGCUGAUAUCGUCACGCUGCUUCGGCUGGCCAAGAUGAACGAGGAGAUGCGUGAGUCUGAGGGACCCUACAGUCAGUCAGGAGACGAGACCUACCAGGACAUCUUUCAAGACUUCUCCCAGAUGGCUUCGAACGACCCCGACAAGCUCAACCGCUACUGAGCCUCUCGCGCCACGGCGACUUCCUCGUGACUGCCGCUUGGGAUUUUUUUUGAUUCACGGAAUCGUGUUUUCAUUGUUGGGUUGUGUCGUAAUUGACAAUGCAAAUCGUUUCUUUUUUUUAUUUAGUGAAAUGUGGCGUUGCCCGCGAAAUAAUUUGGGUGACGGGAGUUGAAUUGUUGCGUUUUUAUUUUUAAACUCCAAUGUAGGAUUCGUUGGAUAGAUUUUCGGAUGAGUCGUGUAAUAUUUGAGCCAUAGGACUUCUUUUACGAAACAUGCUGAAUACGUUUUUGUUUGUAAAUCAUUGGAAAGUAAACUUCACUGUUGAGGGUUUUUUAGCUAGCUAGUACAUUUUAGUCAGUUGCAUCGGUGUGUGAUUGUAGAGCGGGGAUGAUACGAUUUAAGUUUACAUAUCGAUUUUAAAAACUAUACUUUCAGUGCAUCGUUUGCUUGUUCUUUUUUGAAAGAGAACUCCAUAUUAGCAGGAUCACCCAACUUUCUUUCUUUGUUCGAGGAGCAUGCAGAUGAAAGCUAUUCCUAGCGCAGCGUGAGGGUGUAAAUUGUGUAUAUUCUGUACAUAUGUCAUCAUGGGCUGGGACGUUUAUAUUGUGGUACUUCAAAUGUUUUUAUAAGCUUGUUUGGAUCGAUUUAUGUGCUUUUUUGCGCCCCUGUAUUCAUGCUGUAACCAUCUCUGAAUGAUCCAUGCAGUUUUUAAGAUUAGUUUAUCCACUGCGAAUGUCUGACUGAAAAUAUAUAAAUUGUUUUCUGUAAAUAUUUUAUGCCGCCUUAUUCAUUCAAACUUGUGUAUGUGUGUGUAUCUAUAUAAAGUAUACACACAUAUUUCGCUGUCAAUUAAAUUAACUCAAAUAUG